AAAUAUAAUAUCGGUAUUAUUCAUUGUUGGGAUUACAACUGUGCAAGUCUGUUAUGGAAUUGCCGGCAGCUAGUAGUUCAGAGCAGAGUGGUCACCAUUGUUCACAUGGUGUAGAUUCCGAAGGAAAGCCCAAAAAGAAGAUGUGUUGUGCUUGUCCCGAAACAAAGAAGCAGCGCGACGAAUGUAUUUUGAAAAAUGGAGAAGAGAAGUGCAAAGAGUUUAUUGAAGCACACAAGGCGUGUUUGCGUCAGGAAGGUUUCAAGGUGUAGAGAGCUACUUAGAAGGCAGCGUAUAAAAUAAAUGAGCAACUAUUCUUGCAUAUUUAAGUGACCUACUGA
Messenger RNA from Galdieria sulphuraria, 338 nucleotides. Its product is annotated as cytochrome c oxidase subunit XVII assembly protein. The record is from RefSeq and is a predicted model, not a curated record. Gene Ontology annotation, molecular function: copper ion binding; copper chaperone activity. Gene Ontology annotation, cellular component: mitochondrial intermembrane space. NCBI's taxonomy places the organism in Eukaryota, Rhodophyta, Bangiophyceae, Galdieriales, Galdieriaceae. The transcript is spliced from 3 exons. The coding region runs from base 54 to 269 and encodes 71 amino acids.